AUACUUCGAUAAUUCGGCCACACUAAUUCUCAUAUAUAUACACAAAUUAGCGUAUGUGUGAAAAAUCUUAUUUGCCAAAUACUUGUUGUAAUUGCUGAAUUGUAUAAAAAGUUUCCUAGAAAAAGAGCACAAAUCGAGCUUAGGCGCAUCUUAAAUACAUAUCUAUAAACUGCAACCUUGACUCUCAGAGAGGCGUUCCUGAGAAUCUGACGGCUGAAUCUGCGACUGUGAGUCAUUUGUCUAGGUUUUACCAAAACAACCACUUGCUAAGCCCACCACACCCGGAAAUGGCCGCCGUGGAAAACAAUGAGCCCCGAACGGAGUUGCAGGAGCUGCAGCUCAAGUCUGCCCAGGUUGCGGACGAAUCCUUGGAGAGCACCCGCCGGAUGCUCAGCCUUAUGGACGAAAGCAAGGAAGCGGGAAUUCGCACGUUAGUGGCUCUGGACGACCAGGGCGAGCAGUUGGAUCGCAUCGAGGAAGGCAUGGACAGGAUCAACGCCGACAUGCGAGAGGCGGAGAAGAACCUCAGCGGCAUGGAAAAGUGCUGCGGCAUCUGUGUGCUGCCCUGGAAGAAGGUGAACAUUAAGGAUGACGGCGACAGCGCCUGGAAGGCCAACGAUGAUGGCAAAAUAGUAGCCAGCCAGCCGCAGCGUGUGAUCGAUGAGAGAGAGCGGGGUGGAAUGGGUGCUCCGCCCCAGUCCGGCUAUGUGGCACGAAUCACCAACGAUGCCCGAGAGGAUGAGAUGGACGAGAACCUCGGGCAAGUGAAUUCUAUGCUUGGUAACCUACGAAACAUGGCACUGGAUAUGGGCUCGGAGCUGGAGAACCAGAACAAGCAGGUUGACCGCAUCAAUGCCAAGGGCGACGCCAACAACAUUCGGAUGGACGGUGUAAACAAGCGUGCUAACAAUCUGCUCAAGAGUUAAACAUGCACAAAUCGGUCUCAAAUCAAUAGCGAACUCGGUAGUCAGGUCCCCAGUAUACCCAAUGACCUCGAACCAAUGUUGUGGGCACAAAACAGUAGCUAAUGCGUUAUUUAUACAAUAUAUUAUAUACAAAUACAAGUAGACCAAUGGACUCCUAGUAGGAGCCAACGUAACUGACCCAUCUACUAACAAGCACUUACCUGCUAACCAAAAAAACUAAAUACUUUCUACUAUAUAUUGUCCACGACGUAUACAUAUGUAUGUACACAUUCUAUAUGUGCGUGCAAAGGCGGAACAACUACUAACUAACUAUAACUAUAAACCUACUUAAACUCGUGUACAAAUGGCAACCUGACUGUUGCCUGAAAAAAUUUUUAUUAUGAGAUUUACCGAAUGAUGUACUCUGUUUUUGGUACAAACUUUUUGAGGCAUUUUACUGAACUUUGUCGAAUCAAACUUGUAACUACUGAGCUGAAUAUAUGUGUAUUAAUAUAUAUAUUUACAGUCCCUAGAACCACCGCUUCCCCUGGCACACAGAUAGUUAAAGAUUAAUAAAGGUGGUGUCCUCAUAUCGUA
Messenger RNA from Drosophila ananassae, 1502 nucleotides. It is a transcript of the gene Snap24, whose product is annotated as synaptosomal-associated protein 25. The record is from RefSeq and is a predicted model, not a curated record. Gene Ontology annotation, biological process: exocytosis; synaptic vesicle priming; synaptic vesicle fusion to presynaptic active zone membrane. NCBI's taxonomy places the organism in Eukaryota, Metazoa, Arthropoda, Insecta, Diptera, Drosophilidae. Gene Ontology annotation, cellular component: SNARE complex; plasma membrane. Gene Ontology annotation, molecular function: syntaxin binding; SNAP receptor activity. The coding region runs from base 288 to 926 and encodes 212 amino acids. The transcript has a single exon.